AUGUUUUUGAAAUUAUGUCUCUUGAAUAUAGCGAAAACAAGAGCCAAGCUAAUAUGUCCAAAUUGGGUUUGUAAAGGCAGAGAGAUCGAAACUCUAAUAACUCAAGAUCUCUUUAAAGAAAUGGACAAACCUACAACCUCGACUGCGGAAGACACUGCCACUAAACAAGUAGACUCUGAAAAUCCAACUCACAUAGGUGAGGAUGCUGAUGCAAUUUAUCUGAGCAGACUGGGAUUAUUAGGCGGAGAGGAAGAAAGUUCGUCCAAGACUACUGAGAUUGCUAAGGAAACUUCUGACCAGGCAACCAGCCCUAUUGAGGUUGUUAGUACUACGCCUGGCAAUUCCGAAAAUGUGGGUGACUCGAUUUCAAAGGACUCUAGCGGACAAAUCCAACGCCCAUAUGUGAGAAAUGCUUCGAAGAAAUUUCUCUAG
Messenger RNA from Rhizophagus irregularis DAOM 181602=DAOM 197198, 432 nucleotides. RefSeq lists its product as uncharacterized. The record is from RefSeq and is a predicted model, not a curated record. NCBI's taxonomy places the organism in Eukaryota, Fungi, Glomeromycota, Glomeromycetes, Glomerales, Glomeraceae.